CAGACAUAUGGGCCCCAUCAUCAUCACUCUCUCCACCACCUCUCCAACCUACCCCUCCCUUCCUUCCCUCUUUGCUCUGCUUUUGCCUUUGCAUUCUUCCCCUUCUUCCUUUGUGGUCCAUCUAUUAUACACAACUCUCAAACAAACAAACAAACAAACAAACUCCCACAACUCUCAAACUCCCAAUCUUUUCUCUCUCAAACCCACAAUUUCUUCAACCUUAAUUUCUUUGACCUCUUCAAAAUCUUCAACCUUUUCUCCUGUCUCUUUCUUGAUCAAUUCAUGGAAGGCACACUUGGGCUACUCGGUGGUGGUGGUGGUGGGUCUUCCGGGGGCUCAUCAAAUGAGUCAGCAAUGUCAAAGGUGGAGGUGGUGGAGCAAGACUAUGUGGGGAUGUCAUCUGAGGUAACCUCAUACCCAGCUGAGGCAGAGCUUGAGCUGGGCCUGAGCCUUGGUGGUGGUGGAGGUGGUGGUGCAGGGAAGCAGCCAAAGCCAUGUGCAUGGGGUGAGCGUGGUAGAAUCUUGACUGCUAAAGACUUCCCUUCCAUGGUGGGCUCUGCAGUUCCUUCUUCUAGGUUCUCUCACAGACCCAAUGCUUCUUCUGCUGUUGCUGUUUCUGGGACUAAGAGAGCUGCUGACUCUGUUUCUCAAGAGGGUGGCUCUCCCACUGCUGUAAGUCAAGUUGUGGGAUGGCCACCUAUUAGUGCUGCAAGGUUGAAUAGCUUGGUUAACCAAGCAAAGACUGCAAGGGCUGAAGAUGACAAGGAAGAUGGGGAAAAAUCUAAGGACACUUCUAAGAAGAAGAUUAACAUGGGUAAUAAGACAAGUGCUAAAGAGAAAGGGCGUCUCGGAUUUGUGAAGGUGAACAUGGAUGGAAUUCCUAUAGGGAGGAAAGUGGAUAUGAAUGCUCACUCUUGCUAUGAGACAUUAGCUCAAACACUGGAGGACAUGUUUUUCAGCCCCACUACAGCUAUUGGUGGAGACAAGGAACAAGCAACAAAACCCUCUAAGCUUCUGGAUGGAUCCUCUGAGUUUGUACUCACUUAUGAAGAUAAAGAAGGAGAUUGGAUGCUUGUAGGAGAUGUUCCUUGGGGGAUGUUCAUCAGCUCAGUGAAAAGGCUUCGUAUCAUGAGGACCUCUGAGGCUAAUGGACUUGCUCCAAGAUUUCAAGAAAGCAGUGAGAGACAAAGAAACAAACCUAUCUAGAAUAGGUGCUGCUGCCCGAUUAUUUUUAAGUCUGGUAAGAUGAAGGAAACCUACAGUUUGACAACAGAAGGAAGUAGAAAUUUGAUGAGACAGAGUGUGAAGAUCGGCUUCCACUGGGCUUUGCUUGCUUUUCUUUCAAAACCAUUCUCUGGUUCUUGCUGGUUUUUUUUUUUUUUUUUUUUUUUCUUCUGGUAGGCCAUAUUGUUUUUUAGGUUUUACAGCCUCUUACAUAGUGCUAGCAUACAGGCCUGCAUACUCGGCUACAUAUGCUGCUUUCUCAUACUGUAAAUAUGGGAGCACUUCAUAUCUAGAGUGUUGAGUUUGCUUCAAUCUAGUGGACUCGUUUUUCUUGGUGAUAGAAGAAAAGCUUGUAUGGUUUUUGUUAUUUAUUAAUUAUUUUGGUUGUGUU
Prunus avium (sweet cherry) is the source of this 1615-nucleotide messenger RNA. Its product is annotated as auxin-responsive protein IAA13-like. The record is from RefSeq and is a predicted model, not a curated record. Gene Ontology annotation, biological process: regulation of DNA-templated transcription. Gene Ontology annotation, cellular component: nucleus. NCBI's taxonomy places the organism in Eukaryota, Viridiplantae, Streptophyta, Magnoliopsida, Rosales, Rosaceae.